Molecule: messenger RNA, 315 nt
Organism: Hydatigera taeniaeformis
Lineage: Eukaryota; Metazoa; Platyhelminthes; Cestoda; Cyclophyllidea; Taeniidae
Source: the annotation of a GenBank genome assembly
CGUGUGGAUGGCUACAACAUUCUCACCAACAAACAAGCAGUAGCAUUAGAAGAAGCAGGUCCAACAGCUCUGGCCGAAGGUGAUCUGCUUGCACCGGAAGAAAUUCUUGAACCCCGCGGCGAACCGCUCAAGGGAGCCACAGAAGUGACCUCCACGGAUAGGCGACGUCAUCGCAAGAAACUCAUGCGUAUCCGAGCGGCAAAGCGAAAAGUGCGUGACGCCAUCGCAAUCAAAACCAAGGACCAGAGGAUAGCAAUGGCUAAGAUUGUCAAGAUGGCUCAUAAACCUGGCUCCAAAGUUAAGAUAGCUAGAUAA